Molecule: messenger RNA, 822 nt
Organism: Phytophthora sojae
Lineage: Eukaryota; Oomycota; Peronosporomycetes; Peronosporales; Peronosporaceae
Exons: 3
Coding region: 1-822 (273 amino acids)
Source: RefSeq, a predicted model, not a curated record
AUGGGCUUCUUCGACGAGCAAGUGGGCGUCAAGGUGCCGCAAGUAACCAUCUACUUCUGGAUCAUCAAGGUGCUGGCCACCACCGUCGGAGAGACUUUCGCCGACUUUCUCAACGACAAUGUCGGCCUUGGCCUAGGCGGAACCUCCGGCGUCAUGCUCGUCAUCCUGUUGGCCUCGCUCGCAGCGCAGAUGAAGCUCGACUUCUACUUCACGCCGCUCUACUGGUUUGUCAUCGUUGCGAUCAGUACCGUCGGCACGUUGCUCAGUGAUAACCUCACGGACAACCUCAACGUCCCGCUGGCGGUGACGACCCCCAUCUUCUUGGCGCUGUUGGUGAUCGUCUUCGUUUCGUGGUACCACGUUGAGAAGAACUUGUCGAUCCACAGCAUUUUCACUCGACGGCGCGAAGCUUGGUACUGGCUGGCGGUGCUGGUGACGUUCGCACUGGGCACUUCAGCUGGAGAUCUCAUCGCGGAGCAGCUUGACGUAGGCUACGGCAACUCGCUCGUGCUCUUUGCUGGCUGCAUCGUCUUGGUUGGACUGCUCUGGUGGUUCAAGGUGGUCAACGGAGUUCUUGGCUUCUGGGCCGUGUACGUGCUCACUCGGCCGCUGGGGGCUUCGCUCGGAGACUUGAUGUCGCAAAACCCGGCCGACUCCGCAGGCCUCAACCUUGGCACGACGGUCACGAGCAUGAUCUUCUUGGGUCUCAUCGCAGUGUUGCCCGUGCACGCGGACAUCGAAAAGGGGGAAGCCGUCGAACCAACGUCCACGACGUCGGUCAACCACGAGUUUGCGCCGCUCGCUGACAACACUGGUCACUAG